AUGAAUGAUUCCACCAUGCGGUCAAGGUGCACAAUGUACGCCUUUGAUCCCCCCGCGCACGGCCGCAGCUUUCCAGGCAAGAACCACCUCCCAGGGAACCACACCGACACCGAGGAAUCUUACGUCGGCGCAAUCUGCGAGUUCAUCAAGAUGCUCAAGCUGAACAAGCCCAUUAUCUGUGGCGCCUCGAUGGCUGGCCAGGUAUGUGUUGCGGUUGCCACCCGCGCAGAAGAAGUCGGCGCAGGUGGAACGAUCCCGCUCCAGGGCUGCGACUGUCUGACUAUGAAGCGGCAAUUCAACGACAAGUCGCCUGUCAUCAACCAAUCGCUCUUCAACCCGGAUUGGAUAUACGGCAUGAUGGCCCCGAGCGCGCCGUUGGUGAACAAACAGCUCAUUUGGCAUCUGUACAGCGCUCAGGCGUAUGGGAUCUUCCACGGGGAUCUUGAUUUCUACUUUGGGGGCUUUGAUGCAAGGGACCCGUGUUGCCAGCAUUGA
Aspergillus calidoustus is the source of this 495-nucleotide messenger RNA. NCBI's taxonomy places the organism in Eukaryota, Fungi, Ascomycota, Eurotiomycetes, Eurotiales, Aspergillaceae. The record is from the annotation of a GenBank genome assembly.